AUGGCGCUAGUGCGACGUUAAGGACGCAAAGCGACCGUUAAAACCCUAAGCAGAACGUUCCUUUCCUGUGUGACCCGGAUGUUAACCGAGUGGACACAUGCAACUGAUUUCUGGAUGCUUCUCUGCGGCUCCACGAUGAGUUGACAGGGGAGAAAAAACACUGAUAAAUAGGUCUUGAUUAAGAUGAGAGAAACCUGCCUGCCAGCAGCAGAGAGUAGUGAACCAGCCUUGGAGGACAGCUAACCCACGAAUGGCCUGCCAGUCUGUCGCUGCAGUCAUGGACGAGCAGGCCCUGCUGGGGCUCAACCCGAACGCCGACGCCCGCUACAGGCACAGGGCCAUGGCAUACUUUGAGCAGCUGAAGGAGUCUCAGGAUGCCUGGGAGGUUUGUGCUGAGGCCCUCGCUACAGGGAUUUACAAUGACGACCAUGUGAAGUUCUUCUGCUUCCAAGUUUUGGAGCAUCAGAUAAAGUUCAGACACGCUGGUCUGAGCGCCGGUCAGCAGCAGCUCAUCAGAGAGACUUUAAUGAAGUGGCUCCAGUGUCAGCUGAUGAAUGCCCAGCCCGAGAAGCCGUUCAUCCGGAACAAGGCUGCCCAGGUGUUCGCCCUCACCUUCGUCAUGGAGUACCUGACUCUGUGGCCCAAGUUCUUCUUCGACAUCCUGUCCCUGGUGGGUCUGAACCCGCACGGCGUCGACGUCUACCUGCGGACGCUCAUGGCCAUCGACGCCGAGGUGGUCGACCGAGACAUCCUCCACUCGCCCGACGAGAUGCGGAGGAACUCUUUAAUCAAAGACAGCAUGCGGGAGCAGUGCAUCCCCCACCUGGUGGAGUCGUGGUUCCAGAUCCUGCAGGCGUACCAGCGGUCCCACCCGGAGCUCACCUGCCAGUGUCUGGAGGUGGUGGGACUGUUCGUGUCCUGGAUCGACCUUAACCUCAUCGCCAACGACCGGUUUGUGAACCUGCUGCUCAGUCAGAUGUCUGUGGAGGAGCUGAGAGAGGAGGCCUGCGACUGCCUGUUUGAAAUAGUCAACAAAGGGAUGGACCCCGUUGAUAAAACCAAGCUGGUGGAGUCUCUGUGCCAAGUUCUGCAGUCUGCUGGAUUCUUCAACGUGGAACAGGAAGAGGACGUGGACUUCCUGGCCAAGUUCUCUCGGCUGGUGAACGGGAUGGGCCAGAGUCUGGUGCUCAGCUGGACCAAGCUGGCCAAGACGGGGAACGUGAAGGACACGGCAGAGACGCUGCAGGCCUUGGAGAGCAAAGUGCCGCUGCUGCUGCAGCUGCUGGUGCACGAGGACGACGACAUCUCGGCCAACAUCGUCGGCUUCUGCUACGAGUACCUGCACGUCCUCAAACAGCUUCCUCAACUGACAGACCAGCAGAAAACAAACAUCGAGGCGAUCAUGCUGGCUGUCAUGAAGAAACUGACCUAUGACGACGAGUACAACUUUGAGAACGAGGGCGAAGACGAGGCCAUGUUCGUGGAGUACAGGAAGCAGCUGAAGAUGCUGCUGGACCGGCUGGCUCAGGUGUGUCCUGAGCUGCUGCUGGAGGCUGUGCGACGAGUCUUCACCAACACAAUGCAGAAUUGGCAGACGGCUCAGUUCAUGGAGGUGGAGGUGGCCGUCCGGCUGCUGUACAUGUUGGGCGAAGCUCUGCCAGCGUCUCACGGCGCUCACUUCUCCGGGGACACGGCGAAGACGAGCGCCCUGCAGGACAUGAUGAGGACGCUGGUGUCGUGCGGUGUGAGCAGCUACCAGCACAGCUCCGUGUCUCUGGAGUUCUUUGAAACGGUUGUUCGAUAUGAUAAGUUCUUCAUCGUGGAGCCUCAACACAUCCCCAAUGUUUUGAUGGCGUUUCUGGACCAAAGAGGACUGAGACACAACAGCCCAAAGGUCCGCAGCCGGGUGGCCUACCUCUUCUCCAGAUUCAUCAAGACUCUGCAUAAACACAUGAAUGCCUUUAUAGAGGACAUCCUGUCCAGGAUCCAGGACCUGCUGGAACUCGCUCCUCCCGAGAAUGGCUUCCUGGCGCUGCUGACCAGCGACGACCAGCUGUUCAUGUUCGAGACGGCGGGCGUCCUGAUCGUGAAUGGAGAGAGUCCCGUGGAGAGGAAGCAGGCGCUGAUGCGGAGCCUGCUGCUGCCGCUGAUGGAUGCGUUCCGCCUGCUGCUCGCCAAGCUGUUGCAGGAGACGGAGGACGAGAGGCAGGCCGCCCUCGCCGACUGCCUGAGCCACGCCGUCGGGUUCGCCAGUCGGACCAGCAAGGCGUUCAGCAACAAGCAGACGGUGAAGCAGUGCGGCUGCACCGAGGUCUACCGGGACUGUCUGCAGACCUUCCUGCCGGCGCUGAGCUGUCCCGUCCAGCGGGGGCCGCUGCGCAGCUCUGUCCGCUCCUUCCUGCACCGCAUGAUCAUCUGCAUGGAGGAGGAGGUCCUGCCCUUCGUCCCCGCCGCCUCCGAACACAUGCUGAAGGACUGCGAGGCCAAAGACCUGCAGGAGUUCAUCCCGCUCAUCAGCCAGAUCACCGCCAAGUUCAAGAGUCAGGUGUCUCCCUUCCUGCAGCAGGUCUUCAUGCCGCUGGUGCUCGCCAUCUUCGAGGCGUUGGCGCGGCCGGCGGAGGACAACGACCAGGCGGCCGCGCUGGAGAAACAGAUGCUGAGGCGGAGCUACUUCACCUUCAUCCAGACCAUCACAGGAAGCGGGAUGAACGAGGUGAUGGCCAAUCAGGGAGCAGAGAACAUCGAGCGCGUCGUGUUCACCAUCAUCCAGGGCGCCGUGGACUUCCCCGACCCCAUCGCUCAGAAGACCUGCUUCAUCAUCCUCUCCAAACUGGUGGAGCUGUGGGGAGGGAAAGACGGCAUGGUUGGAUUCCCCGACUUCAUCUACAAACACAUCGUUCCCGCGUGUUUCCUGGCUCCUCUCAAACCGACCUUUGACCUCUCCGACGCUCAGACGGUCCUGACGCUGUCAGAGUGUGCACUCACGCUGAAAAUGAUUCAUCUCAAAAGGGGACCGGAGUUCAUCCAGUUCUUGCAGCAGGACUAUUUGCCCUCGCUGCAGGUUUCACCAGAAAUCUCACAGGAACUUUGUCAAGUGCUUCAGCAGCCGGACGUCAAAGUCCUGAAAAACUACAUUAAGGCGUUCUUCCAGCGAGCCAAGCUGUAGGAUAUAAAACUGGAAGUUCACUUUGGACACUUCACAGGAAGUGGUCGUAUACGCCACUUAACAACAAAUUAAAGGGACCUUAGCAUAGGAGCUGCUUUUGCACUUAAAAAAGUAAAAUGCGUAACAAAGUCUGUCUAGAGUCGGGUCGUGGACAGACGCUCGGUGGACGGAUUGAAUCCCUCCGUCCGCCGACAAGACGAGCUGUCCGCGAGGACUGAAGGAAGCUCGACUGACGAUCAGAAAACGUUUGCGGAGUCGAGUGGAAAAGGGCUUUUAGAAGUAAACACAGAUCUGUGGGAGAGGACGCUGCCUGGACAUCAUUUGGUAAUUACCCUGAAACCAUCUGAACACCUGAAAACUAAGCUUUACUCUAUUCAAACAUUCACGUUAGAAAUCUACGGAAGCCCAUUUCUGCCAAUGUGAUGGGAAGAAAUAGAUCCCGCAAGUCAUUAUAAUAAGAAACUUGUUUAAAAUAAUGAGUUAGUAACUCAAAAUAGUGACUUAGUAUCUCGCAAUAGUGACGUAGUAUCUCUAAAUAGUGACUUAGUAUCUCGAAAUAGUGACAUAGCAUCACUCAAAAUGAGUUAGUAUCUCAAUAUCUCAAAAAGUGACGUAGUAUCUCGAAAUAGUGACGCAGUAUCUCGAAAUAGUGACGUAGUAUCUCGAAAUAGUGACGUAUCUCGAAAUAGUGACAUAAUAUCUCUAAAUAGUGACUUAGUAUCUCGAAAUAGUGACAUAGCAUCACUCAAAAUGAGUUAGUAUCUCAAUAUCUCAAAAAGUGACGUAGUAUCUCGAAAUAGUGACAUAAUAUCUCUAAAUAGUGACGUAGUAUCUCGAAAUAGUGACUUAACAUCUCAAUAUCUCAAAAUAGUGACUUUAUUUCAAGAUACUAAUUUACUAUUUAGAGAUACUAAGUCAAGAUAAUGAGUUAGUAUAUUUUGAAAAAGCAUUUGAGAUAGUAUGUCAUUAAUUUACGAUAGUCAUUAGUUUUGAGAUACGAAGUCAUUAUUUUGAGAUAGGAUGUCAUUAUUUUAAGAUAGUAAGUCAGUUUUGAGAUACAAAGUCAUUAUUUUGAGUAUCUUUUGAAGAAGUACUGCGAGAUACGUCGUUAAUUUCAGAAAGUUUCUCAUGGUGAUAAAUUACAGGAUCUUAGUUUUUUCAUCACACUUUCAUCUUUUCUUUUACUGGCAAGAAAGGGCUUCCAUAGAAACCACAUUUUGACUUGUUUCUUUUGGGGGAUGUAGCUGCUGCCUCAGAAUGGACAGAAAAAGGGCUGAAUUGUAUUAUUUUUAUUCAAUAUGUGACAUUGAUUUCUUUCUUUUUAAUUGUUGUUGAGGAAUGGAUUUUCAGUUUGAAGUGAAAAGUUCUUACAGCCCGACUCGAUCUGCAUCUUCCUUCCAGGUUCAUUU
Sander lucioperca (pikeperch) is the source of this 4575-nucleotide messenger RNA. RefSeq names its product exportin, tRNA (nuclear export receptor for tRNAs) (gene xpot). Gene Ontology annotation, molecular function: tRNA binding; small GTPase binding. The transcript is spliced from 25 exons. The record is from RefSeq and is a predicted model, not a curated record. Gene Ontology annotation, cellular component: nuclear matrix; nuclear pore; cytoplasm. Gene Ontology annotation, biological process: tRNA re-export from nucleus; intracellular protein transport. NCBI's taxonomy places the organism in Eukaryota, Metazoa, Chordata, Actinopteri, Perciformes, Percidae. Bases 251 to 3166 code for a protein of 971 amino acids.